AUGGAUACUGCCUUGACGCAAGAACGACGGUCCGCUGUCGAAAACCCGCCGUCGAUUCACAACGCACCAGGCCGCCGUGCUUUCCACAAGCUUCCCGACGAGAUAAUCGAACACAUCCUGCUUGAGACGGACCCCAACGGCUUCGCUUCCUUAAUCUUGCUCAACGCAAAAUGGAGGGCCACGUCCCAACGACCUCAUCUCUACGCUCAUCACCUAAGCCAAUGUCCAUCAUACGCCGCGUCACACCCUCCUAUUCCUCCUGCCGACGAUGAACAUCUACCGCUGCUGCGCCGCCUUUUUGCUCGUGAGGUCAAACGAAACCUCUUCGAGGCCUAUCUUCGGCCGAAACGUACCUUGGUCAAACUGGUCUCCAACUCAAUCAGCUCGUCCUCCUGUCCAGGAGGAGAAGGGAUGCAAUUCAGCUUCUCACCCCGGGGCAAGCACGUCCUGGCAUACAAUUCGUCAAGGAUCCAUGUCCUUGCCGUCUACGGCCCCUCGGUCCAGGUCAAACGCGAGUUCAAGAUUCAACGCCGGCCGCUGUCCGCAUGCGUUACCGACGACGCCACCAUCCUGGCUGUCCUUUCCAACGAGUUGCAGGUCGACGUCUACGAUUUGCGAGCAUCGCCACCUCGCCGCAAGCAAUCUCUGAUAUUGGAUAACUCACCUCGGACGAUAGCCAUUUCAGCUUGUGGCACGGUCCUUGCCGCCGCUUAUGACGGGGGCAUCGAGGUAUCUGCCCUGGAUGCUUCCGCUCUGCCAACCCAGAAGAGGGCUGUCAAAUGCGACGCAGUGGAUGCCUUGGCAUUUUCACCCGACGGGACCCAGCUUCUGGGCACCACCGUCCACUCUUCUCCUCCGAGCACGGUCGUGCUCACAGCCCCGUACUACGAUCCCGGCAAUCAGAUGCUGGCCGAGGACCUCAGCGCAAUGUGGACCACGUCCAUCCUGUUUCCGAAUACGAGUCGCGACUGCAGCCAUGCCACAUGGUUGCACGAUGGCGAACGGGGCGAGCCCGAGUGGACUUUUACCUACGACCGUUGCUUUGAAACCUUCCGGGCUGUCCGGCUGGACGACCUACGCAACGGGACCACUUAUUUCACCGGUCCCAUACCGAGAGCGGCUUCGCAGACCAAGCUUGUUCCUUGCACACUGCCAGCAGCCACCACCACCACCACCACCACCACCCGAGGUGGCCUCGUAUCGGCGGGGUUCCAAGGCAGGGACAUCUGGAUAUACGGUGUGCCCGAGGACUUGGACGCCGUACCGGAAGCUUCAUCCGCAAGCCGCAGCGCCGCUUCAUCGAACAUAUCAGGGCUAGCCAGACACGGCAGCACUAGGAGCUGCUUGUCUCGACACGCUUCUUCGUCGAAAGCCCACGACAUCGAUGAAGAGCAGGUCCCUCACUGGCAGGUGCUAUGUGACAAGGCACGAAACAACCUGGUUGCUGGUGUCAGAGUCAUCGAGCUUGGUGGGGUCAGCGGCGUCAAAUGGGUCCAACAGUCUGAAGACUCGGCUUCUUCUCAUGAGCAAUUGGUGGUCACUGCUACUGGUGUGGUGAGCCCAGGGCUUGCGUCGGACAAGGAGGACAUGGACUUUGUAGACGGCGGCCGCAUCGCUGUUCUGGAUUUCGAUUACGGCAUCUUGGAUGGGGAGACGGUCGAGGUGACGAUUGAAGUCGGAGCCGACAACGUGGAGCCUCUUGAAGAGGAACGACGCGACUUGGAAACCGACGUUGCCAUUGUUCGACGACGAACUGUCGCCCAGAAACGAAGAGGCAGUGCUGUGACUGUUCAAGCAGCUACAAUGGCCGGUGAACAUGGCCCGCUUGCCCCCGCGCUUCCGGCGAACGACGAUGGUGACGACGACCCUCUCGUUCCCAGAAUGAUCGGACAGCACCCCGUGUACCGCUCAGGCGCGCCGCCUCCAGAAUCGGAACCCGAGGAUUCUGCUGCCAUCGAAGAGCAGGAAGCUUUGGACGCGCCGUAUGCUCACUCCAGUCCUCGGUCAAACACCACUCUGCGCCGGGCAGCCACAGCCGCGGCCGUGAACAGACGUCUGAAUCCCCGCACGGCUGACGGGCGACUAAUUGAAUACAGACGCGCAGACGGCCGUGCGGAGCAUCCCCACGAAAGCGAUGCCGAUAACUGGGUGCCUCCCCCGCCGCCAUACCAGAAGGAUGAUCCUGGGGAUCUGCCGGCUUUUCUGCGAGGCCCUUCCGUGGCUCCUGUGCCUAACACGAUCUUUUCACCCAUCCCCCCUAUUGCUCCCCCUGCGGGAGAGACGCCAAGCUUCUCUCUCACCUGGGCAUUGCAUCAGCCUGAUCAGGCCAAGGGGAAUGGGAUGCAGUGCAGGCGCGCUCAUCAGCGCACGGCAAGCGACUCUACCACCGUUAGUAGACAAAGGAUGAUGACCGACAUGCCGCGCCCGAGAUCCACUCCAUCCGUUCACUCCAUGCAGGUGGAUGACAUUUAUGAUAUCACGCCUCAAGGCUCUCCCCGCAUGCCAAUUUGUCAGCCAACUGGGUCGACUUGGUGUACGGAAACUGGAGCAGUUCCCCAGUCGGGCUGUGGUGAACCUCCCUCUUCGGCCGUGUUGAGCGGGGCGGGUCUCGCUGCUGCUCCGUUGAACCCUGGUUCCAGCGCAGGCGGAGUCCCGGCUUUGCAUUUGCCGAUGCCCGAUGCUUCUUGUCUGGCUCUGGCUCUGGAGCCUGCUGCUGCCGAGGGCGGAGCAAACGCUGGGCUGCUGUCGCAUGCUCCAACAUGGCCGAGACAACUUGCCGAAGCGUCGGACAGUACGACACCACCUCGGCACGGGCUUCUCUACACGGCUACGCUACCAAAUGUGACUUUGAACGAUGCAGCAGCAGCAGCAGCAGCAGCAGCAGCAGCAUCAUCAUCAUCAUCAUCGGCUGCCCUUCCACCAGCCCCGAGCUCUAGCCAGGUUGCCAGCUUGAACAAGAGGAUCAGUCAAGGCAAUCCUCGACGAUUGUCAGGCAACAUCCUGAACCCCAGCCUAUGGACGGAUCAAGGGCGCAGCGUGACGGAACCCGAGCGAAUACGAACCCCGCGUGACGGGGGGUCCACGGCGCCGAUGCGGAGACGAGGGCCUUUGGAUGCCUCACUUAUACUUUCGACAUCAGAACACGACCGGCCGCUCAUAAUCAGCACGCCCACCGGAGUCAGCGGCUCCCGCGACCCACCCAUGGGAGAGAAACUCGCCACGGGCGCGGAAACGGCCAUCCUUGCGCCGACGCCACGACGCCCGCGGCCCAACCGUCUCCUGGGACCCGGAGGCGCGGCAGAGCAGCUGGAGUACAUGUGCGGCAACCAGCCCGCCCCGGCGCCGCUCCCUCCCCACAUGCGCGCAAGCGCCAACGCGCUACCGAUGUGGAUGCGGACGCCUUCCAACUCGUCUCGGCGGACGGCGAGCAGCGCGCACCGGCGUCGCAGCCGGGCGGAACGGAGCGCCAUCAAGAACAUCAAGGACGCGAAGCUGAGGGGGUGGACGAGGAAGAGGGCCAAGAACAAGGAGCCCGGUGCUGAUGGCGGCGGGUGGGUUGACGUGCGCGCGCCAGCUCAACAGAGGACGGGUAAAUGCGUCAUGAUGUGA
Molecule: messenger RNA, 3609 nt
Organism: Ustilaginoidea virens
Lineage: Eukaryota; Fungi; Ascomycota; Sordariomycetes; Hypocreales; Clavicipitaceae
Exons: 2
Coding region: 1-3609 (1202 amino acids)
Molecular function (GO): protein binding
Source: RefSeq, a predicted model, not a curated record